This is a messenger RNA of Dreissena polymorpha, 1907 nucleotides long. RefSeq names its product protocadherin Fat 4-like. The transcript has 9 exons. Gene Ontology annotation, cellular component: catenin complex; membrane. Lineage: Eukaryota; Metazoa; Mollusca; Bivalvia; Myida; Dreissenidae. The record is from RefSeq and is a predicted model, not a curated record. Gene Ontology annotation, biological process: homophilic cell-cell adhesion. Bases 1 to 1398 code for a protein of 465 amino acids. Gene Ontology annotation, molecular function: calcium ion binding; cadherin binding.
AUGAGUGGAUUGACAGGAUUCCUUGUGAUGCUCUGCAUGUUGCAGUACUCAGAUGCUGCUGCUGUGAUCUUCACUGGACCAGCGGGAGUAGCGGGAAGUCCGGGAGUUUACACAGCAACAGUAAACGUGGUGGAAACGAGUGUCGAAACAGCCACACUUUUCACUGUGACGGCUACCCCGGACACUACCACAUUUGCAUUUACUGAUAAUGGGAAUCCAGACUCGAUUGCUACAAUCACUGACGGAGUAGUGAAACUGGCAGCCUCUAAAACCUUAGACAAGGAAACGAAAUCAUCAUACACGUUCACAAUAACCGGCACCAAUGCCCCGGAGUCUUCAACUUUAACUGUCACCCUUACUGUUACAAACAAGCUUGAGUUUGCAAAGACAAGCUACGCUGUUUGUGUAGCUGAUGGCACUGUUGAAGGGACUGUGAUUGGGACCUACACAGUUGUUGAUGCUGUUUCAGGAACAGACACCGUGACCUACAGUAAUGCUCCUGCUACAGACCUGAUUGUUGACGCCGCAACUGGCGUUCUCAAAGUUGCGACGGGCAAGACACUGACAAGCGCUACAACUGGCGGAUACAUAACAAUAAUCACUGCAGACCAGACUGGAACGAAUGCAGCAGCCUCAGCGGAUGGUACAACUGAAGUUAAGGUCACGGUCGGAGGGUGUAGUGGAACUGGCGCAUCGGUCACUGGUUGGACGGAGGCGCCGUUUACGUUAACUAACGGCCAAGGUACUGCAACUAUCACUGGUUCCGUGACAAUUAAGGUCGCAGAAAAUAUUGUCCCUGGUGACACCCUUUUCAGUGCGGUCGCUGCGGGUGCAAUUUCGUACACCAUAACGUCCGGCAACACCGGCAGUGUGAUGCAGAUCAGUGCAGCCGGUGUCGUCACGUUGGCUGCCGGAAAGAGUCUCGACUUUGAAACCACGCCUUCUUAUACCUUAGUUAUAACUGCAACGGGUGCAAGCGGGAGUCCGGGUGUCGCUAAUCUUACGGUCAACAUUAAAAACGUCCUCGAGUUCGGAAAGACUCAGUAUGACGUCUGUAUGGCCGACGGAUCGACCGCAGACACGACCGUAGGAACAUACACCGUGAAGGACAAUACCGGUGGAGCAACUGUUACCUACGCAAUUACAUCCGGGAACACAAACAGCGAUUUCACCUUUACUGCAGCCGGCGAGCUAAAGGUAUCAACUGGAAAGACGCUGGCUCAGAAAACCACCGAGCAAUACACGGUGGUGCUGGCGGCGACGGAAUCCGGAUCACCCGCAGUCGCUGACCUUGGAUCUACCACAGUCUCAAUUACCGUGGGCACAUGCGGAUGCUCUGCCGUGGCGGCGACAUUGGGGCUCACUUUGCUUGCGGUGGUCGUUGCCGUUUCCGCUUAAGGUGGCGCUUGGGGGGGGGGACGCUGACAGUCGUUGAAUGUCUGUGAUAUUGACAUUUAAUAACACUUUCAAAAGAUAUAGGUCUUACAUGUGUUUGUUUCUGACGUAUUAGUACGUUAUAUACUAAAUUACGUCAGGCGUGUAGACCACCUUGUAUAGCAAAUAGCGUAAAAUUAAAAUAAAGAACAUGUGUUAGUGUCUGGGUUAUACACUGUUAAUAUUUUUUCUUAAGGAACUUGGAAACGGGCAACAACUUUGGCUUCGUCGCGUUUACUUCCCUCAACAUUUACUUCUAUGUUGUUGUGUGUUUUUAUAUGAUUAUGCAUGUUUAUUUAAAUGUUGUAUCAUUAACACAUGUGAUACGUUUAUUUGGUGAGGGGUGCCAGUAUGAAUGUCUUCAGGGAUGUGACCUUUGGCAGCCUCUUACCGUCUAAACUUUGACUUUCGUCAUGCGCUUGGUUUGAAGUUGAUGUGUUAUUAACAAUAAAAAUGUGUGUUGAAGUUACAAA